GGUGCUCCUCGAGGAGGCUGCCGUCCGUCGGCCGGUGCGUGCGUGCGCCUCGUCGGUCCGCGUGUGCCAGUCCCGGGGCCCCUUCCCUUCCUUUCCCUUCCUUCCCCUUCCUUCCCCUGGCUCUGCGGCCAUGACGGCGCCGCCACCCCAGCCCCCGUCGCCGGGCCCGAGCCCCGCCGACGACUCGGCAGCCGACCCCGGCCCGGGGCCCGGAUCUCUGGUCGUGCUGUUCGGGGCCACGGCCGGCGCGCUCGGCUCGGACCUGGGCUCCGACGAGACCGACUUGAUCCUGCUGGUCUGGCAAGUGGUGGAGCCGCGGAGCCGCCAGGUGGGCACGCUGCACAAGUCGCUGGUGCGCGCCGAGGCGGCCGCCCUGAGCGCGCAGUGCCGCGAGGCGAGCGGCCUGAGCGCCGACAGCCUGGCGCAGGCCGAGCCGCUGGACAAGGUGCUGCAGCAGUUCUCCCAGCUGGUGAGCAGUGAUGUGGCUCUGCUGGGCGGAGGCCCCUACACUCUCUGCACGGACGGCCAGCAGCUGCUUCGACAGGUCCUGCACCCUGAGGCCUCCAGGAAGAACUUGGUGCUCCCCGACACCUUCUUCUCCUUCUAUGACCUCCGAAGAGAGUUCCACGCACAGCACCCAGCCAGCUGCCCUGCGCGGGAGCUUACUGUGGGCGCCAUGGCACAGGACUUGGGGCUAGAGACAGACGCCACCGAGGAUGACUUUGGGGUCUGGGAAGUGAAGACAAUGGUAGCUGUCACUCUUCACCUACUCGAAGCACCCAGUGGUCAAUUGUUUUCGACGCCCGAGGCCAUAAAGCAGAAAUAUGAGACGGGCCCUUGCAGCAAGUCCGAUGUGGUAGACAGUGAGACUGUGGUCCGGGCUCGUGGGUUACCUUGGCAGUCAUCUGAUCAGGAUGUGGCUCGAUUCUUCAAAGGGCUCAACAUUGCCAGGGGUGGGGUAGCGCUGUGCCUCAAUGCCCAGGGCCGCAGGAACGGCGAGGCCCUCAUCCGCUUUGUGGACAGCGAGCAGCGGGACCUAGCACUGCAGAGGCACAAGCACCACAUGGGCGUCCGCUACAUUGAGGUGUAUAAAGCAACUGGAGAGGAGUUUGUCAAGAUCGCAGGGGGUACAUCACUAGAGGUGGCUCGUUUCCUGUCACGGGAAGACCAGGUGAUCCUACGACUACGAGGACUCCCUUUCUCGGCUGGGCCAACAGAUGUGCUCAGCUUCCUAGGGCCAGAGUGCCCAGUGACUGGGGGUGCUGAUGGGCUGCUCUUUGUACGCCACCCCGAUGGCCGACCCACUGGUGAUGCCUUUGCCCUCUUUGCCUGCGAGGAGCUAGCGCAGGCUGCAUUGGGCAGGCACAAGGGCAUGCUGGGUAAGAGGUACAUUGAACUCUUCCGGAGCACUGCUGCUGAGGUGCAACAGGUUCUGAACCGCUAUGCCUCCAGCCCACUCCUUCCCACCCUGACGCCGCCACUGCUGCCCAUCCCCUUCCCUCUGGCAGCUGGGACUGGGAGGGACUGUGUCCGCCUUCGAGGCCUUCCCUACACUGCCACCAUUGAGGACAUCCUGAGCUUUCUGGGCGAGGCCGCAGCUGACAUCCGACCCCAUGGUGUGCAUAUGGUGCUCAACCAGCAGGGCCGGCCUUCGGGAGAUGCCUUUAUCCAGAUGACAUCAGCAGAGCGGGCCCUUGCUGCCACUCAACGCUGCCAUAAGAAAGUGAUGAAGGAGCGCUACGUGGAGGUGGUCCCCUGCUCCACAGAGGAGAUGAGCCGUGUGCUAAUGGGGGGCGCCUUGGGCCGCAGUGGCAUGUCCCCUCCGCCCUGCAAGUUGCCUUGCCUCUCUCCGCCUGCCUAUGCCACUUUCCAGGCCACCCCAACACUCAUUUCCACUGAUACAGCAGCUCUGUACCCCUCUUCGGCACUGCUCCCAGCUACCAGAGUGCCUGCUGCCCCCACUCCUCUUGCCUACUACCCAGGACCAGCCACUCAACUCUACAUGAACUAUACUGCGUACUACCCCAGCCCCCCUGUAUCCCCCACCACUGUGGGCUACCUCACCACACCCUCUGCGGCCCUGGCCUCUGCUUCUGCCUCUGUGUUGUCCCAGCCUGGAGCCCUGGUCCGGAUGCAGGGUGUCCCGUAUACAGCUGGUAUGAAAGAUCUGCUCAGUGUCUUCCAGGCCUAUCAGCUAGCCCCUGACGACUAUACCAGUCUGAUGCCUGUUGGUGACCCAUCUCGCACUGUCCUACAAGCCCCCAAGGAAUGGGUGUGUUUGUAGAUGAAGUGAAGUAGCUAGGAGGUAAAAGCUGGCUGAGGGACUCAGCUAACUUCUCCUGUAUUCUAAGGACCAGCACCCUUAACCCAAUGGUGACUUUUCUGGUUGUCAAAGCUCUCAGAAGGCACCCAGAGAAGUGUGCCCCCCCCCUC
Suncus etruscus (white-toothed pygmy shrew) is the source of this 2433-nucleotide messenger RNA. It is a transcript of the gene ESRP2, whose product is annotated as epithelial splicing regulatory protein 2. Lineage: Eukaryota; Metazoa; Chordata; Mammalia; Eulipotyphla; Soricidae. The transcript has 15 exons. Gene Ontology annotation, molecular function: RNA binding. The record is from RefSeq and is a predicted model, not a curated record. Bases 131 to 2284 code for a protein of 717 amino acids. Gene Ontology annotation, cellular component: ribonucleoprotein complex.